This is a messenger RNA of Pungitius pungitius (ninespine stickleback), 3364 nucleotides long. Its product is annotated as inverted formin-2-like. Bases 76 to 3306 code for a protein of 1076 amino acids. The record is from RefSeq and is a predicted model, not a curated record. Gene Ontology annotation, molecular function: actin binding; small GTPase binding. NCBI's taxonomy places the organism in Eukaryota, Metazoa, Chordata, Actinopteri, Perciformes, Gasterosteidae. Gene Ontology annotation, biological process: actin cytoskeleton organization. The transcript is spliced from 22 exons.
GAAAUACUCAACUUUCUCCAACCGACCAAACGACAGACAUCGGGACACCGGACAGAUCCCCCGCUUCCUGUCGUCAUGGCAGCCAAAACCAAAUGGGGGUUCCUGAAAGGCCGCUUAAAACGAACCCCGAGCCACGACCUAGAGGCCAACCUGGAGAACGCAGAGCCUGAACUCUGCAUCAGACUGCUGCAGGUCCCCACCGUCGUUAACUACUCUGGUCUGCGGCAACGGUUAGAGACCAGUGAUCAGGCCUGGAUGGUCCAGUUUCUGGAGCUUGGAGGUUUGGACCUGCUGAUGGAGGUUCUGGAGCGUCUGUCUGGUCGUGGCUGCCCUCGCAUUGCCGACGCUCUGAUGCAGCUCACCUGCGUGACCUGCAUCCGAGCUGUGAUGAACUCAUCCGAAGGUCUGCACUUUAUUCUGGAGAACCUGGGCUACGUCAAGAACCUGUCCCAGGCUCUGGACACGUCUAACGUCAUGGUGAAGAUGCAGGUCUUUGACCUGCUGGCAGCCCUGGCUCUGUUUGACCCUAAGGGACACCACCUGGCCCUGGAGGCCCUGGACCACUACAAGAGUGUGAAGAAGCAGCAGUAUCGCUUCAGCGUGAUCAUGAACGAGCUCCACGGCACCACCAACCUCCCCUACAUCGUAACACUCAUGAGCUUCAUCAACAUGCUGGUGAUGGGACGAGAAGACCUGAGAAGGAGGAGCCGCCUGAGGCAGGAGUUCAUCGGACUGCAGCUGCUGGGUGAGCUCCCCAAACUGAGGGAGAUGGAGGACCAUGACCUGAACAUCCAGUGUGAUGCCUUUGAGGAUUCACUGACGGAGGACGAGGAAGAGAUGGAGAAGCUCUACGGAGGCAUCGACAUGAGCAGCCACCAGCAGGUCUUCACCUCUCUGUUCACCAAGGUGGCCAGCAGCCCGUCGUCGGCCCAGCUGCUGUCCGUCCUGCAGGCCUUGCUGGUGCUGGACCCGGGGACGUCUGAGGUGUGGCUGGCUCUGGAGCUUCUGGUUGAUAGACUCACACUGAUGUCGCAGCCCUUUGACCCGUCUACCAACUCUCUGCUGGACAGACUCCUCCCCCACAAGUCCCUCUCAGCCAAUCACAGGAUACAAACCAUCGACAGGGCGGCUCAGACACGACAAGCAGAAGGUUCAUCUGGUUCUCCAUGGGUUCCUUCCUCCCCCUUACCGGGAAUAGGAGCUCCUCCCCCUCCUCCUCCCUUACCUGGAAUGGGAGCUCCUCCCCCUCCACCCUUACCUGGAAUGGGAGCUCCUCCCCCUCCACCCUUACCUGAAAUGGGAGCCCCUCCCCUCUUACCUGGAAUGGGAGAUCCUCCCCCUCCUCCUCCCUUACCUGGAAUGGGAGCUCCUCUCCCUCCUCCCCCCUUACCUGGAAUGGGAGCUCCUCCCCCUCCUCCUCCCUUACCUGGAAUGGGAUCUCCUCCCCCUCCUCCCCCCUUACCUGGAAUGGGAUCUCCUCCCCCUCCUCCCCCCUUACCUGGAAUGGGAGCUCCUCCCCCUCCUCCCCCCUUACCUGGAAUGGGAGCUCCUCCCCCUCCACCCUUACCUGGAAUGGGAGCUCCUCCCCCUCCCCCGGGUGAUAUCUGCCUGGGGUCAUUUUACAGCCCCGCCCCCUGGCCCACCCUCCGUAUGAAGAAACUGAACUGGCAGAAGCUCCCGUCCAGGGCAGUGACAGCAGCACCACAGUCCCUGUGGACGUUGGUGUCUUUAGAAUCACUAGAACCAGAUUACUGCAGCAUUGAGCAGCUCUUCAGUCUUCCCCCAACUGAGACCACAAUCAAAGCCCAGGCCAAGCCCAAAGAGAUUUCAUUCAUCGAUGCCAAGAAAAGUCUACACCUCAACAUCUUCCUGAGGCAGUUCAAAUGUUCCCAUGAGGACUUUGUGUCUCUAAUCUGGAAGGGAGACAGAUCCAGGUUUGACGUUGAGCUGCUGAAGCAACUGAUAAAACUCCUACCUGAGAAGCAUGAGGUAGGGAACCUGAAGUCUCACCAGGCCGCCAAGGACACGUUGUCCCCGGUGGACCAGUUUUAUCUGAAGCUGCUGGAUGUCCCUUGUUACCCUCUGAGGGUCGAGUGCAUGUUGUUGUGUGAGGAGAGCAGCUCUCUGUUGGAGACCCUGAAGCCCAAAGUUGAGCUGCUGGGCCGAGCCUGCCAUAGUGUGAGGAAGAGCUCUCGUCUGCCCGCCUUCUGUAAACUCAUCCUGAGUGUGGGGAACUUUCUCAAUUAUGGGACUCACACAGGAAACGCACAAGGUUUUAAGAUCAACGCUCUGCUCAGACUGACAGAAACCAGAGCCAACAAGUCCAGAAUCACCCUGCUGCACCACAUCCUGCAGGAGGCAGAGCAGAACCAUCCGGACCUGUUGAAUCUGCCGGAUGACUUGAAAAUCUGUGAAGAGGCUGCUGGUUUGAAUCUGGAUUCGAUUCAGUCUGAGAGCAACACUGUGACCAACAAGCUGAGGAGUUCACAGAGUAAGGUAUGCUGUUCCUCGGAGGACCUGAAGGAGCAGUACCUGCCCCCACUCCAGGAGGGCCUGGAUGCAUGUGAGCAGCUGCAGCAGCUGUUGUCCUCGUUAGAGGACCAGAGGACAGAUCUUUCUGUCUACUUGUGUGAGGACAGCAGUGGCUUCUCCAUUGACGAGCUAUUCAACACCAUCAAGACCUUCAGAGGCUUGUUCCUCAGAGCCAUAAAGGAGAACGAGAGUUGCAUGCAGCAGGAGAAGCGGAGGAAGCUGCAAGAGGAGGACAGAAAACUCAAAGCAGACACCAACAAGAUCCUCAGAAACGACGUGUCCAAUCAGGGCGCAGGCUGCAUCAUCGACGACCUGCUGUCUGAGAUCAGGAGUGGCCACAACCUGAAGAGGACCAGACCACCAGCUCACAGGGGCGGCAGCGUCCAUGAUCACCCUGGGGUCAUACAGAGAUCAUUGGCUGUGAACCAGCCUGAUUCGUCUGUUUUCAGCCAAUCAGAGAAGCCUGCAGAAACACUAAAGAAUGUCCAGACCCCCUCAGAACCCCAGGCCGAAACAACACCAGAACCAGGCUCAUCUCAGAUUGAUGGCUGUCUCCCAGAGACCUGGAAGUCCUCUGAACCCUACACCUCUACCGCUGCUGCCACCAGAGAGCAGGACGAGAGCCAGACGGGACUCUGGAACAGUGAGGUGGACUCUGUCGGUCUGGAAAACAACGAAGAUCCACGUUCUCUGGAACCAGCAAGGAAUUCCAGGACCAGUCCUGAAGUUAGUAGAUGGCCCUCGUUAACGGGUAAGUGGACGUCCCCUCGUUAACGGGUAAGUGGACGUCCCCUCGUUAACGGGUAAGUGGGUGUCUCCUUGUUAAGGGGUA